This is a messenger RNA of Euleptes europaea (tarantolino), 2428 nucleotides long. It is a transcript of the gene DCLK2, whose product is annotated as doublecortin like kinase 2. Lineage: Eukaryota; Metazoa; Chordata; Lepidosauria; Squamata; Sphaerodactylidae. The record is from RefSeq and is a predicted model, not a curated record. The transcript has 17 exons. Gene Ontology annotation, molecular function: ATP binding; protein kinase activity. The coding region runs from base 1 to 2358 and encodes 785 amino acids. Gene Ontology annotation, biological process: intracellular signal transduction; protein phosphorylation.
AUGGCCAGCCCCCGCAGGAGCCUCGAGCUGGAGCAUUUCGAGGAGAGGGACAAAAGGCGGCCGCGCUCGGGCUCCCGCCGGGGGGGCGGCGGCGGAGGCGGGGGCAGCUCCACUUGCAGCAGCGGCUCGGGCCCCAAAGGCAACGGGCUCGUGCCCAGCCCCGCGCACAGCGCCCACUGCAGCUUCUACCGCACGCGCACCCUGCAGGCCCUCAGCUCGGAGAAGAAGGCGAAGAAGGCGCGCUUCUACCGCAACGGGGACAAGUACUUCAAGGGCUUGGUCUACCCCAUCUCCAGCGACCGCUUCCGCUCCUUCGACGCCCUCCUCGUCGAGCUCACCCGCUCCCUGUCGGACAACGUCCACUUGCCCCAGGGCGUCCGCGCCAUCUACACGCUCGACGGUGGCCGGAAGCUGACCAGCCUGGACGAGCUGGAGGAGGGUGAAAGUUAUGUAUGUGCAUCCAAUGAACCAUUUCGGAAAGUUGAUUACAUGAAGAAUGUUAAUCCAAACUGGUCAGUCAACAUAAAAUCUGGGUCAUCUCGAUCCCUCACAUCUUUGACAUCUGCAAAAAGUGAAAUAAAGGAGAGUAAAGACUUCAUUAAGCCCAAACUAGUAACAGUUAUACGGAGUGGAGUGAAGCCACGGAAAGCUGUGAGAAUUUUGCUGAAUAAAAAGACUGCUCAUUCCUUUGACCAAGUGUUGACUGAUAUAACAGAAGCUAUUAAGUUAGAUUCAGGAGCUGUCAAGAGAAUUUGCACACUGGAUGGUAAGCAGAUCACCUGCUUGCAAGACUUUUUUUGUGAUGAUGAUGUUUUCAUUGCUUGUGGGCCUGAAAAAUAUCGUUAUGCUCAAGAUGAUUUUGUUCUGGAUCACAGUGAAUGUCGUGUUAUGAAAUCAUCUUAUUCCCGCUCAUCUGGCACUCCAAGGUAUUCUGGAUCUAAAAGCCCUGGUCCUUCCCGUAGAAGCAAGUCACCUGCUUCAGUAAAGAGGGGUGGCUACUACUCCAGUACUUACUCUUCAUCAAAAUCCCCAGUCAAUGGAACCCCCAGCAGCCAGCUUUCUACUCCUAAAUCUACAAAGUCUUCUAGCUCUUCACCAACAAGCCCUGGGAGUUUCCGAGGCCUCAAGAUUCCACCACACUGUGAGUCUUCUUCUAAUGUUAAUGGCAUGCCUGAACUAUCACCUUGCAUGAGUCCUGAAGGUGUGAAUGGAAACAAAUGCUCAGGGACAUCAACAAUUCUUGAGAAAUACAAAGUAGGGAAGGUGAUUGGUGAUGGCAAUUUUGCUGUGGUUAAGGAAUGCAUAGAAAGGAUCACUGGAAAGGAGUUUGCUUUGAAGAUUAUAGACAAAGGAAAAUGCUGUGGAAAGGAGCAUUUGAUUGAGAAUGAAGUAUCAAUACUGCGCCGAGUGAAGCACCCCAAUAUCAUCAUGUUAAUAGAGGAGAUGGAUACUGCAACAGAGCUUUAUCUGGUGAUGGAGUUGGUCAAGGGGGGAGACCUUUUUGAUGCUAUCACUUCCUCCACAAAAUACACAGAACGUGAUGGAAGUGCAAUGGUCUACAAUCUCGCCAGUGCGUUGAAAUAUCUCCAUGGUCUCAAUAUUGUACACAGAGAUAUCAAGCCAGAGAAUCUUCUAGUCUGUGAGUAUUCAGAUGGAACUAAGUCCUUGAAGUUGGGAGACUUUGGACUAGCCACAGUGGUUGAAGGACCACUAUAUACGGUCUGUGGCACACCAACCUACGUGGCUCCAGAAAUUAUUGCAGAGACUGGUUACGGCUUAAAGGUGGACAUUUGGGCUGCGGGUGUCAUUACUUAUAUAUUGCUAUGUGGGUUUCCACCAUUUCGUAGUGAGAACAAUGUCCAAGAAGAUCUGUUUGACCAGAUACUGGUUGGAAAGCUAGAGUUUCCUUCUCCAUAUUGGGAUAACAUCACUGACUCUGCCAAGGAGUUAAUUAGUCUGAUGUUACAAGUAAAUGUUGAAGCACGAUAUACAGCAGCUCAGAUUUUAAACCACCCCUGGGUGUCAGAUGAUGCCUCCCAGGAGAAUAAUAUGCAAGCUGAAGUAACAGGUAAAUUAAAGCAGCACUUUAACAACACACUACCCAAACAGAAUAACCCAACCGCAGGGGUUUCUGUCAUCAUGAACACAGCUCUAGAUAAAGAGACGCAGAUCUUCUGCAACAAGCGCUGUCAAGAAUCUGGGCAAGCUGCUGGGGAGCAAACCCCCAUGAAAAACGCUGCCGGUCACAAAUCUUCUGCGGUUGGGCUCAAGACACUUUGUCCUGCUGCAUCUGAGCCAUUUAAACUCUCCACGCGCCCCAUCUCAGCAUGUCAUGACGAUACCGCAGGAUUCAUGUAAACCAAGUCCACUGCUAGGUUGGAAAUCUGUCCUCCAGUGCUGGUUUCUCACCCUGUCCCUUCCAUAGAUU